This is a messenger RNA of Fonticula alba, 4761 nucleotides long. RefSeq lists its product as hypothetical. Gene Ontology annotation, molecular function: gamma-tubulin binding; S-(hydroxymethyl)glutathione dehydrogenase [NAD(P)+] activity; zinc ion binding. Gene Ontology annotation, cellular component: cytosol. Gene Ontology annotation, biological process: formaldehyde catabolic process. The transcript is spliced from 7 exons. The record is from RefSeq and is a predicted model, not a curated record. Bases 1 to 4761 code for a protein of 1586 amino acids. Lineage: Eukaryota; Rotosphaerida; Fonticulaceae.
AUGUCGCAGCACGGCCGGGCGCCGUCGCCCCUCUCGCCGGAUGCCCAGCUGGCCAUCGAAAAGAUUGACAUUCUUACGGACCCCCGGUACUUGGCCGGCGCCGGGCGCCCGGCCUCCUCACCCGGCGCGCCGGGCCUCUCGCCGGAGGACGUGGCCACCCUCCUGGACCUGAAGCGCCUCAUCCUCAACAACGACCCCCGCGUGACGGACGCCAUCCUGCGCGAGCUGCACAUCCCCACGGCCAUGGCCGAGCCGCGCGCGCCGGCCGCCGCCUCGAGCCCGGGGGCGUCCCAUGCGCUGGCCGAUGCAGCGCGCCCCGGGUCUGCCCACGCGCUGGCCGAUGCAGCGCGCCCCGGGUCUGCCCACGCGCUGGCCGAUGCAGCGCGCCCCGGGUCUGCCCACGCGCGCCCGACAGGCGCUCCAGCCGACAAGCGCGCCGGGGCGCCGGUGGGUUCCGCGGUGCGGCCUCACUCGGCGGGCCCCGCGGUGCGGCCUCACUCGGCGGGCCCCGCGGCGCGACCCGCCUCGGCGGGCUCCCGGGCGGCCGAGCCGGCGCCCGGCCCGGCGCCCCUGCCGGACGAGGCCCACCGGGAUUUGGACGCCUCGCUGGCCAUCGACGCCGAGAGCCUGACCCGGGGCCUGCCGGCAGUCGCGCCGUUCACCACCCCGACGGUCAAGCCUGCCCGGGCGGCGGCCGCUUGGGACUCGGCCCGGGUGCCGGGCGCCAUGGCGGCCGCCGCCCCGGGGUCGGUGGUGGUCGAGUCGCCGGCGGCCACACCGGCAGCGACCCACCCCUACCAUUAUGCCCUGCCCUCGUAUGCAUCCAACGGGGGGUACCAUGCGGCCGGGGCGUUUGCCGGCUCCGGCGGGCGGCCCCCCUACCCCGGGGACAUGGGCCCCGGGCCUGUGCCCUACUUUCCCUACUUCCCAUACUACUACCAUCCGGCGGCCGGGGCGGCGCCCGGGGCCGCGGCGACGCCCCCCCCGGUCGGCCUCAUGCCCGGGGGGUACAUGAUGCCGACCGGCGUGGCCCACUCGCCGAUGGUCGGGUACCCGGGGUUCGGCUAUGGCCCGGGCGGCUUCCCCGGCGGCGGGGGUGUGCCCGCGGCCCCGGGCGCGGUGGUGUCGCCGGAGGGCUCGCGGCCGGCCGGCGCCGCGGGCGGCGCAUCCGGGGCCGUGGUCGCGUCGCCCGGGCCGGGGCCCAGUGCCCCCGGCCCGGGCAGCCUCCUUUCCCACAUCUCCGAGCAUCUUGACUUCCGCCUGGAGGAACGCCUCCUGCAGGACCUCCUCUACCUGUACCAGGGCGCGGACUCCGGCAAGCUGCUGGCCUUCGACCCGGCCACCGAGCAGUAUGCCCUGCUGCCAGGAGCCGCCAGCCCCGGGGGGCUGCCGUCGCUGCCGCAGCGCCAGGCGGUGGCGGUCCUGUGCGAGCCGGCCUGGCUGGCCCGGCGCUGCGCCAGCCUCUGCCAGCACAUCGGGGCCCACGCGGCCAGGACCAGCUGGACGCUGCAGGCCCUGACGCAGGCGGCCGGGCGCGAGGUGGCCGCCUUCCGGGACCAGGUCCAGGCGCUGGAGAUCCAAUUCCGCACGGCCUUCCGGCCGGACGCCCCGGGGCCCGGUGCAGGGCCCGGCCCCGGGCACCACCGGCCCACGGUCAACGGGCUGAAGACCCUGCUGGCCUGGGCGGCCGGGCCGCUGCGGCUCCUCCGGCUGCUGGCAUUCGUGGUGGAGUCCUGCCGGGAGGGCGGCCCGGCGGCCGGGCGGGUGCUGUCUUUCCUGCAGGAUCUGCUGGACGAGCAGCUGGCCUCCAUGGGGUCGGCCCGGCGGGCCGGGCCGGCCCCGGGGCCCUGCACCGGCGGCGAGGUGGAUCUCCUGGGGCGGCUGCUGGCCCAGGCCAGCGGGCCCUUCUUCGGGCAGCUGCGCCGGUGGGUGUGCGAUGGCCGGGUGGACGACCCCUUUGGCGAGUUCAUGGUGGUGGUGGUGGCGGCGGCGGCGGCGGCGCCCGGGGACCCGGCCGGGCCCGGGGCCGGGCCCUUCUGGACCGGGCGCUUCGGCCUGGCCGCCGAUCGGGUGCCGGGGUUCCUUGCCCGAGAUGCCGGGGCCCCGACCGCGCGUGCCUGCCUCGACAUCGGCCGGACGCUGGCCUUCGCGCGCUCGCAGCUGCACCUGGAGCCGGACCAGCUGCUGCCGGGGCCGGGCCACGACCGGCCCCAGGGCGACCUCCUGCCCGGGGAGGCCCUCUUCACGCUGGAGCGCCUGCCGGAGCUGGCCCUGGAGCUGGAGCGCCUGCGAGGCCGGGCGGCCGGGCGGCUGGUGGCCCGGCUGGCCGCGCCGGCCGGGCUCUCGCCGGGCGCCGGGCCAGCCGGGGCGGGCUGGCCCACGGCCGGGCUCCUGCCGGGCACCGGGCCAGCCGGGCCCGGCCACCCCGGCCCCCCGGCCCCGGUGGACCUCCCCCUGCACCUGGCCGCCCUGCGGGACUACAUUCUCCUGGGGAAUGAGCAGUUCGCCGAGGAGUUGGUGGGGCUGCUGAGCGCUGCCGCCGGCCCCGGGGGCACCCUGCUCGGGGUGCCCUCGCGCGAUGUCAAUGUCCAUGAGGCCACGGCGGCGGUCCGGCUGGCGGCCGGCCGGGCGGCCGGCACCGGGGCCUGCGACGUCCGGCUGCGGGCGGCGGCGGCGGCGGCGGCGGCGGCGGCGGCGGCGGCCGACCAGCCACCCCGCCCGGGCCCCGGGGCCCUGCUCGAGGGGGAGGUGGUCGCGCGGCUCGGGGUGCACUUGCACACGCGGCCGCCCGGCGGCCGGCCCUCCGGCUGGGACGUCUUCACCCUGGUGUAUGCCUCGCCGGAGUGCCUGCACCAGGCGGCCAUCCUCGGCCCGGCCGAGGGGGCCUUCUAUCAGAAUGCGCACGCGGCCCUGCUGCAGCUCCACCGGGCGGUGCACCUGGCGCGCGGUGCCCUGACGGCCGCCCUGCGCCGGGGGAAGCUGGCCCGGCGCCGGGGGGGCGCCCCCCCGGCGGCCGACCGCGCCGCACUUCGCCGCCUGCACCUGGCGCACCUCUUCGCCGGGACGCUGCUGUCGCACAUCCGGGACUUGGCCCUCGGGCAGCUUUGGCACCGGCUCAUGGCGCCGAUCCUGCGGCUGGGCCUGGGCGAGCCGGGGCCGGGCGGCAGCAGCCCGGCCGCCGGGCCGGCCGCCGACCGGCCGCCCGACAGCCUGGACGCCCUGGCCGCCCGGCACCGGCAAUUCCUGGCCGGUGUGGGGCAUCUCCUGUUCCUGCCGGUCCCGGGAGGGGGGGGCCCCGAGGGGCCGGCCCCCGGGGCGGCCGAGGCGGCGCGGCUGCAAACCACCCGCCGGCGCCUGAUGCGCGCGGCCGUGGCCGCGGUGGUGGCCCUCUCGCUGGCCGGCGGCUCCGGCCCGGCGGCCGACGCCUGUCUGCCGGCGAUCGGGCGCUUUGUGGCGUCGCUCUCCUCGCACGAUCCCUCGCCGGUCCCCGGGGCCCGGGACCUCGCGGACGCCGCGUCGGCCGAGGCUGCCUCGCUGGCCGGCGGCCCGCCGGUCGACGAGCUGCCCGACCCCGGCGGCGGCGGCGGCGGCGGCGGCGGCGGCGGCCUGUCUCCCGACCGGGAGGGGUCCGCGGCGCUGGCCCGCCUGGGCGCCCUCUGGGCCGGGGUGCUCCGCCCCGGCGCGGCAGCUCCCUCCAUCGAGGAUAUCGAGGUCCUCCCCCCCAAGGCCGGCGAGGUCCGCAUCAAGAUCCUCCACACCGGUGUCUGCCACACCGACGCCUACACCCUGGGCGGCUUCGACUCGGAGGGGCGUUUCCCCUGCAUUCUCGGCCACGAGGGCGGCGGUAUUGUUGAGUCCGUCGGCGAGGGCGUCACCUCCGUCAAGCCCGGCGACCACGUCAUCCCCCUGUACACGCCGGAGUGCGGCACCUGCAAGUACUGCAAGUCCACCAAGUCCAACCUGUGCCCGGCCAUCCGCGCCACCCAGGGCCAGGGUGUCAUGCCGGACGGCACCGUGCGCUUCCGCUGCAAGGGCCAGGACAUCUACCACUUCAUGGGGACCUCGACCUUCUCGCAGUACACCGUCCUGCCGGAGAUCAGCGUGGCCAAGAUCCAGGAGGAGGCCGACCUGCAGAAGGUCUGCCUGCUGGGCUGCGGCGUGACCACCGGCUACGGGGCGGCCCUCUACACGGCCAAGAUCGAGCCCGGCUGCACGGUGGCCGUCUUCGGCAUCGGCGGCGUCGGGCUGUCGGUCAUCCAGGCGGCCAAGGAGAUCGGCGCCAGCCGCAUCGUGGCCGUGGACAUCAACAACGCCAAGCGCGACUGGGCCAUGAAGUUCGGCGCCACCGACUUCGUCAACCCCCGCGAGCAUGAGAAGCCCAUCCAGCAGGUGCUGGUGGAGAUGACCGACGGCGGCCUGGACUACACCUUCGAGUGCGUGGGCAAUGUGGACACCAUGCGCGCGGCGCUCGAGGCCUGCCACCGUGGCUGGGGCACGUCCAUCAUCAUCGGCGUGGCCGAGUCCGGCAAGGAGAUCUCCACCCGGCCGUUCCAGCUGGUCACCGGCCGGAACUGGCGCGGGUCGGCCUUCGGCGGUGUCAAGGGCCGCACCCAGAUGACCGAGCUGGUGCAGAAGUACCUCGACGGCAAGCUCAAGGUCGACGAGUACAUCACCCACGUGUACCCGCUGGCCGAGAUCAACACCGGCUUCGAUGUCAUGCACGCCGGCGAGUCCAUCCGCUCGGUGGUGGACAUGAGCUAA